CUUUGAUGAUCUCCCGCCGCCGCGUGCCAAAAACAGCCUACACGGCGCAAGUGCCGUGGCGGCAGACGCGGCACUCUCGGCCCCCUCGCCCUCCUCGGACGCGCGUGCGGGACGCGAGCGGGCGCCUCGCGCGGCUCCGAGAGAAAGAGCGCGGCUGCGGGCGCAGGAGAGGUGCUCUCGCCGCGGCCGCCGGCGUGCGUUUCUUGGCCGCCUCUCAGCGAUCUCGCCGCCCUCUGGCGCGCCAAGCAUCAGCCUAGGCAGCGAUGCCAGCGAGGCCAGCGACCGCAACGCUGCGCGGCUCCUGGCGAAUGCCACCGGCGCACAAAGCGCUCUUGGCUCUGCACGGCUGCUCCAGAAGCAGGCUGCGUGCUGGUGCUGCGGCCUGCACCGCUGCGGCCGCCUGCACGUCGGGCAGCGGCCAUCGCUCGUGCUGCGCGGCUGUCGGCCGUCACCCGCGUGCGUGCGCGUGCGUGCGUGCGUGCGUGCGUGCGGAGCACGUUUUUCCGCCCCCGCUCUCCUCCAACACCGCCUCCUCUGGAGCAUGUCUGGCGGGCGGUGCGGUGCUCGGCCUCCUCAUUCCUUCCGCACCCGCGGCAGCACGCAGCACGCAGCCUAGCAACCCUCCUCCGCCCGUCGCCCGCGCCUCUCAGCUCGAUAGUGGCACCCUUGUGCUUGAUGACCUCUCGUCGUCAGCGCUCUUACGUGCGCGGCGGACUACGCGGCGGCCGCCGCCGGUGCAAGCGGCGACCUUCGCACGCAAAUGGCGACAAGAGGCACUUCCGUGCUGCACUAAGGGGCGACGGCACGACCUCGGCAGGGGGUGCUCUUUGCUCGCGAGAGAGUGCACACUCGACUUACAUCUCGGCGCUGCCACGGCAACCUAGACAGCGCCAGCUAGUGUGCUGAGGGCUCUCGUACCUUUGGCGUGGCGCUCCGUCUCCCG
This is a messenger RNA of Tilletiopsis washingtonensis, 943 nucleotides long. RefSeq lists its product as hypothetical. NCBI's taxonomy places the organism in Eukaryota, Fungi, Basidiomycota, Exobasidiomycetes, Entylomatales. The transcript is spliced from 2 exons. The record is from RefSeq and is a predicted model, not a curated record. Bases 264 to 884 code for a protein of 206 amino acids.